This is a messenger RNA of Vanrija pseudolonga, 2260 nucleotides long. It is a transcript of the gene TCF25, whose product is annotated as Transcription factor 25. Gene Ontology annotation, cellular component: RQC complex. Lineage: Eukaryota; Fungi; Basidiomycota; Tremellomycetes; Trichosporonales; Trichosporonaceae. Bases 31 to 2235 code for a protein of 734 amino acids. Gene Ontology annotation, biological process: rescue of stalled cytosolic ribosome; ribosome-associated ubiquitin-dependent protein catabolic process. The record is from RefSeq and is a predicted model, not a curated record. The transcript is spliced from 4 exons.
CAAACCCGUCCCACACUAGCCCUCAGCGACAUGUCCAAGCGGGCGAACAAGAGGCAGCUGCGAGAGCUGGAAGAGCUGGAGGCGCUCAAGGCCUCGACACCAGUGCCCGAAGACGACAGCGAGGAGGAAGAGGAGGAGCAUGCCGGUCCGGCUCCGAUCAACCCCUUUGCGGCGCUUGGCGGCGAUGACGAACCUGAAGAAGAGGAGGAAGAGGAGGAGGAGGCGGCAGUGACAGUGAAGAAGAAGGUACGCCGUCGCUCCCCCUUUGCCCAGCUAAACGACGCCCAGAACAAGAAGAAGAAGCCAAAGAAGAAGAAGCCAGCAGCAGCGGCCCUUGUGGACGAGGACGCCGAGUCGCCUGCGGCCUCGACACCAAAGUCCAAGGGCAAGAAGAAGGGCGGCAAGGCAGAGCCAGAAGCCGACCUCGACGGCAUGGACGAGGUGGACCGGGCGCUCGCCGAGCUCAAGCUCAAGUAUGGCGAGGAUGCGCCGGCGCCAGCAGCAGCACCAGAACAGGUGGCCAACGAGCCCAAGUCGGCGCUGGCAUUCAGGUCGCUGCUGUCGGUUGACCCAAAGAACCUCGACGCCGACGCCGAGCUGCGGCGCUUCUUCGGCUCCAAGGUGAUCGCGUCGGCCACACCAACGAACAGAAAUCACCGCGCCGCGGCCUCCUCCAAGGCCCGCUACACCAUCGCCAAGCCCAAGCCGACGUACCCCCCGCCGACGUCGCUCGCGGGCCUCAACAUGCACGAGAUGAGCGCCGAGGACGUCGAGGACGUGUACGACCGCCGCGGGUGGGAGCAGACCGACCCCGGAGAGAAGUGGUACACCUUUGAGCACUCGCCUGCGUGGCGCGAGGUCGAGAGGCAGUUCUUGGGUGCGGUGCGGUCGCAUGACCCCAACGAGCUCAUGGCCCUCCUCCAGGUCUACCCAUGGCACGUUGACACGCUGCUGCAAAUGAGCGAGAUGUACCGUCUCCAGUCGGACAUUGGUGCCGCGUCCGACUUUGCCGAGCGCGCACUGUACGCCUUUGACCGGUGCCUCGUCCCCGGCUUCAACGUGCAGUCUGGCGCCUGCCGCCUCGACUUUGACUAUGUCGAGAACCGGCCCAUGUUCACCGCGUUGCACCGCAUCAUCUCGUACCUAGGUCGCCGUGGAUGCUGGGUUACAGCGUUCAACUUUGCCAAGCUCUUGUUUGCGCUCGACCCCGAGGGCGACCCGCACGGCGUGGCCCUGUGGCUCGACUUUUUGGCCAUCAAGGCCAACCAGGGCCAGUGGCUCCUCUCCAUGCUUGAGAUGCGCGAGACGAGCCGAGCUGCCGCGCUGUGGCACGGAUACCCCGGCAUGGCGUAUGCCCGCGCUCUUGCGCUGCGCGCCGAGGAGGACGCGGCCAAGGACAAGGAGCACGAGAAGAGCACCGAGGCGCUCAUCGCCGCCAUCAAGACUUUCCCCGAGGUCAUUGUGUUGCUAGCCGACAAGGUCGGCGCGGAUGUGCCUGGUGGCGCACGGAGUAACCCUUUGCUCCAGGUCGAGGCGGGAUACACACAGUCACCGACGACCGUCCUCCACCUCCUGGCGCACAUCUACGUCGCACGAUCCGAGGCAUUGUGGAAGGAGCCAAAGAUUCUCUCGUGGCUAGGCAAGACGUUUGCCAAGGCCCUUCCGCUCAUCGACGAGGGCUCGGCGCGCUCGCUUCGCGCCGAGGCACACGCCAUCAUCCAGACCCCACGCGACCUCGGCGCGGACGGUGACCUGGCCGUGCCGCUCAACAUUUGCCGACACGUUCUGUGCUCCGAGUCGACGUCGUGGCUCGGGUUCCUGCCACCGGCGAUCAAGACGCGCUCGUUCCACGCGUACGACCCGCUGCCGCCCAGCACGGCAGUGACGGCGUACGACGCCGUGUACUUUGACCCCGUGGCGCGUGCGCGCGGCGCCGGCUUCCGCGGCGAGGCGGGCGCCCAGGGCCAGAUGUUUGAGCGCUUCCUCGGCAUGGUGCGCGGCAUGAUUGGCCAGGAGCCAGCGCAGUGGCCCCAGCCGAUGCAGGAGGCGUUCCAGCAGUUUGCUGGCGGGCGCGCGCCAGCCGACAUGCCAGUCGACCAGCGCGCCGCGCUCGUGCGCGACCUCGUGCGUACAUGGGAGGAGAUUGUGCGCGGGUUCCAGAACGGCGAGAUGGACAUGGGCGGGUUUGGGACUGUCGGCGAUGAGGGCGGCAUGCCGGGCGCCUUCCCGCAGUAGGCGUGUGCGCGGCGCGUUCCCGCAG